AUGUCUCUUCCUUCUAAUCCUAUAAUUAUUGUUGGUGGUGGUUUAGCUGGUUUAUCAGCUGCUCAUGAAGCUUAUCUUAGAGGUGCAAAUAUAGUUUUAAUUGACAAACAAGGUUUUUUAAGCGGUAAUAGUGGUAAAGCAACUUCAGGUAUAAAUGGAAGUCUUACAAGAACUCAAGUUAAUCUUAAUAUUAAAGAUUCAGUUGAACAAUUUUAUCAAGAUACGUUGGCAACUGCAAAAGAUCGUGCAAAUCCAGCAUUAAUUAAAGUUUUAACUUAUAAUUCAGCAGAUGCUGUUCAUUGGUUACAAGAAAUCUUUGGUUUAGAUUUAUCUGUUGUUUCUAGACUCGGUGGUCAUUCACAACCUAGAACUCAUAGAGGUCAUGAUUCAAAAUUUCCUGGUAUGGCUAUAACAUAUGCAUUAUUAGAAAAAUUGGAAAAUUUGAGUGAAACAGAACCUAACAGGGUUUUAAUUUUGAAAAAUUCUCAAGUUAUUGAUUUAAUUCUUGAAGGUGAUUCAAAAGUUAUUGGAGUUAAAUAUAAAAAUUUAAAAGAUAAAUCAAAACAUGAAAUUUUGGGACCUGUAAUUAUGUCCACUGGUGGAUAUGCUGCUGAUUUUACUAAAAAUAGUUUAUUAAGAAAAUAUAGACCCGAUAUUAUUGAUUUACCUUCAACUAAUGGAAAUCAUGCAACUGGAGAUGGUCAAAAGAUUAUAAUGAAAAAUAAAGGUGUUGGUAUUGAUUUAGAUAAAGUUCAAGUUCAUCCAACAGGAUUAAUUGAUUAUAAUGAUACUGAAGUAAUUGAAGGUAAAAAACAACCAAGAUUUUUAUUUCUUGGUGCUGAAGCAUUAAGAGGUGAAGGUGGUAUUAUGUUUAAUUCAAAAGGUGAAAGAUUUGUUGAUGAAUUAGGUACUAGAGAUUGGGUAAGUGGAGAAAUGGAAAAACAAAAUAAACAAGGUAAUGGACCAAUUAGAUUAGUAUUGAGUGAAAAACUGGAGAAGAACUUACAAUUUCACAUUAAACAUUAUACUCAAAGACAUUUAAUGAGAACUAUAACUGGAUCAGAAUUAGUUAAAGAAUUAGGAACAACUGAAGAAAAACUUAGAGAACAGUUAGACACUUAUAAUAAAGCUGCUUCAGGUCAAAUUAAAGAUCCAUUUGGUAAGAAAUAUUUCCCAUCUACUCCUUUUGAAUAUUCUCCAAAUUCCAAAUAUCAUGUUUCUUAUAUUACUAGAGUUUUACAUUUUACUAUGGGUGGAGUUAAAAUUAAUGAUAAAGCUCAAGUUUUAACUGAUCAAAAUGAUGAACCAUUUGAAGGUUUAUAUGCUGCUGGUGAAGUUGCUGGUGGUGUUCAUGGUCAUAACAGAUUAGGUGGUUCUUCAUUAUUAGCAUGCGUAGUAUAUGGUAGAUUAGCAGCUGAUCAAGCAUGUAGUUAUUCAUUACAAAAAUCAAGUUCAAAAGAAGAACAAGGUACAACUGCAGCUAAUGCUAGAUUAAAUAUGAUUAGUUUACAUAUUGAUCCAAAUAGUAAAAGAGUAAUCAUUGAUUUAGAAAACAAUAGAUCUGAACAAUCAGGAGGUGAAAUAGAACAAGCUCAACAUUCGGCACCAAAACAACAACAAGCACAACCAAAACAAGAAAAAGCUCCAACUAAAUCUUUUUCAAUCCCAAAUAAAGAAUUUUCACUUGAAGAAGUUGCAAAACAUAAUAAACCAGAUGAUUGUUGGUGUAUUAUUAAAAAUGUAGUUGUUGAUUUAACUUCGUUUUUAAAUGAUCAUCCUGGUGGAUCACAAUCAAUUGUAAAUUUUGCAGGUAGAGAUGCUACAGAAAGUUUUGCAAUGUUACAUGAAGAUAAUUUUAUUCCAAAAUAUGUAGCUGAUUCAGUAUUGGGAGUUAUAAAAGGAACAAAAUCAGAAUUGGAAUUGUAA
Molecule: messenger RNA, 1926 nt
Organism: Insectozyma verbasci
Lineage: Eukaryota; Fungi; Ascomycota; Pichiomycetes; Serinales; Debaryomycetaceae
Source: the annotation of a GenBank genome assembly